Molecule: messenger RNA, 1177 nt
Organism: Ornithodoros turicata
Lineage: Eukaryota; Metazoa; Arthropoda; Arachnida; Ixodida; Argasidae
Gene: Dhfr
Product: dihydrofolate reductase-like
Exons: 3
Coding region: 299-877 (192 amino acids)
Biological process (GO): dihydrofolate metabolic process; tetrahydrofolate biosynthetic process; folic acid metabolic process
Cellular component (GO): mitochondrion
Molecular function (GO): NADP binding; dihydrofolate reductase activity
Source: RefSeq, a predicted model, not a curated record
UCCUCCAAACUUUUUACAGGAGUUUAAAGUUUUACUGUCACAUCUAGUCGAAUUAACAUACAUUCUGUUAAAAUUUAGUGAAAGAAACACACGAAUGAAAGAAUACGUUCGAACUAGAACGUUGGACAUGAAGAACAUGUGAAAGCAUGUACAUGUAGUAGCCUGUGAUCCUACGUCGACCGACGUCAACCGCGGGGAACCUCAGAAGUCAGAAUUUUUCUCGUAUCAAAAUCUCGUGACAGCGAGUUGUUUGCUUCACACGUGGUUCUCCCGUGAGUUCUCCCAGAUUAUCAUCAUCAUGCCAUCGCGUGCCGAAUGCCUCGUCGUGCCUUACUCGGCCAUUGCUGCAAUGUGCCUUAGCCGUGGGUUGGGCAUUCGUGGAAACCUUCCCUGGCGUUUGAAGAAAGAGAUGGCGUAUUUUUCUCGCAUCACCACCACCACCAGCGCCCCCGGCAAGAUAAAUGGCGUCAUCAUGGGUCGCAAGACGUGGGAUUCCAUUCCACCAAAGUACCGCCCCCUUGCGGAUCGUCUCAACGUCGUGGUCAGCCGGACCCUUUCCAAAGUCCCCGAAGGGCAUCACGUCGUUCAGAGCCUGCCCGAGGCCACCAGCCUUCUGCAGAAAAUGGCUGCGGAGGGAAAAGUCGACAAGAUUUUCGUAAUCGGGGGAGAACAGCUGUACAAGCUGGCCGUCGCGGAUCCACUGUGCACGAGGCUCUACGUGACGGAGAUCGACGCCGACUUCGAAUGCGACGUCUUCUUCCCCGCCAUCGACCACUCCGUAUUUCAUGAAGUGCAGGACGAUCAGGUACCGCAGGAAGAGCAGACCGAGAACGGCCUCACCUUCAGAUACAAGGUGUACGAACGACAGGACAACUAGGUUCCUCACCGCAACACACGAGCGACAGCGACCGAACGAAGUUACGUACUAUCCGAUCGACUUGCACACAUACCUGUUAUCAGCAUUCCAUUUAUAGACUACUUGACUACUCAAGACUACAAACAUAUAAGUGUUAGCUCACGAACCUGCCCAGGUUGUACAACUGUUAAGGUGCCGCCAUUUUGAUGCAUGUUAUGUCUGCUGGCAUUUUGAUGACUUCUAUUUUUAUACUAGCUGGCUUUUUUGACACCCUCUUCAAGUCCUGCUGUACACGAGGGCAAUAAAAAAGUCUGAACAAGA